GAUCAGUUGGUCCGCCAUCACGUGCCCACCGAUGUCUAUGAGCUGUUUCAGCGCAAGUGCCGCGACAGGGCUCUCAUGCGGGACCCAAACUUUCAAUGGUGUACUCAGUGUAGCUCAGGUUUCAUAGCACCCAACCUCCAGGCGCUGACCCUCAUGUGUCCGGACUGUAAGAACCUAACGUGUACUCAAUGCAAGAAAAAGUGGAAGAAACAACACUUUGGCAUCACUUGCGAACAGUUCGCCGAAUGGGAAAAGGCUAACGACCCCUCAUUUGCUGAACAACAACUCGAUAAACACCUUAAAGAGUUUGGUAUUGAUUGUCCUAAUUGUAAAUUCAAAUACCAGUUGGCAAAGGGUGGUUGUAUGCACUUUCGAUGCAUUCAGUGCUCGUACGACUUCUGCGGCGGUUGUCAGCGACCAUUCAAAAUGGGAAAUAGAUGUGGUGUCUCUCCGUUUUGCGAGAAACUGGGUCUCCAUUCACACCAUCCGAGAAAUUGUCUCUUUUAUUUGAGAGACAAAGACACUCAAGAAUUGCAAGCAUUGCUUGAUAAAGAAAAUAUUAAAUACAAAACCAAAUUAGAUUCGGACCAUAAGAGCACCCGAUGUCCUGUUAUGGAGCAGAAGGACACCGAUAAUGGUAUGCGAGACGAGGCCUGCGGUCGGUAUGUCGAGAAUGCAGGUCUAUGCAGACUUCACUAUAAGGAGUAUUUGGGAGAUUUGAUAUGGAAGGCAGGGCUCGACCCCAUACUAGUGUUCAAUACGGAUGAACUGGAAUUAGUGCUCAAACGCGAGAAUAUUCAACUCCCGGACAAGAAUCGAGAUUAUAAUAACUGGUACGACAAAGAGUUAUACACACAAAAGUUGCUCGAUAUGAUUUUGGAGAAAAUUCCGCUUAAAAACGAGUGUUAA
Messenger RNA from Medioppia subpectinata, 909 nucleotides. The record is from the annotation of a GenBank genome assembly. Lineage: Eukaryota; Metazoa; Arthropoda; Arachnida; Sarcoptiformes; Oppiidae.